AUGGCCAACUCGUUGGUCAGUAGAAGGAAAUCAACCAUUGAUUGUCGCAGUCUUGAGCUUUCGCACGGAGACAAGCGACAGUUAAAGAUUUCGGCAUCUCACCUCGUUAUAGUAUUCAGCGUGACUCAACAGAGUGAUACUUCCAAGAAAGUUUCGACGGAUUGGUAUUACGGGGCAUCAGUUGACAGUCUCCAACGCGGAAAUCUCGAUGAGUGGGUCGCUGAAUAUUUCUUUGAAUAUCGGCAGGUUAUGGUCGAUUACUUGGCAGAAUGGGCGCAUAUUUCGGAUCAAUUGCAAGAUGGUAGAAAUGAGGAUGUGAAGUGCAUGCGAAUAAUGAACGACCCUAUACCAGCUUUAUACCGUCCUUUCCUCUGCUAUGGCGUUACGCAUUUUGUAUUACCAAUUGUCACUGACAUUGUAUUGGAAAAGCUUGUCGGAUUCACGAAAUAUCGUUCGGGAACUUUGGAAUAUUGGCAUUCACGCGCUGCCAUUGAAGAGGAAAUGAUGAUGGAGCCCAUCGUAUUCUGUCAUGGCCUGGGUGUUGGCCUUCUGCCGUACAUUCCGUUCGUGCGCGAUCUCAGGAGGGCAUUUCCGGAUAGAGACCUCUUUUGCAUAGAACUUCCUCAUAUUGGCCACAGCUUUGGAACAUUCGUGGUGAGAUGGAUGUUGACGCAUGAACUCAACAGGAUCGCCUCUUUGAGUUUGAUGGACCCGGUAUGCUUCCUGUUAGUGAAGAACGACUUGUUGUUGAAUACGCAGAGAAAAGUCCAUGAAGAUCCGAUCGGGAUAUUGGCUACUUAUCUGGUCUUCAGGGAGUUGUAUACGGCACAUACAUUGACGAGGAAUUUCUUUUGGGAACAGAAUAACGUCUGGCCCGAAGAACUGCGGAAUGUCCCCACGCACGUGUCGUUGUGCGGCAAAGAUUUCAUAGUACCAGCUCACUCGAUAAGGAGGUUGUUGGAGGCUGAAUCGGCGGCGCGUCUGGCGAUUACUCGAGAGGAUCAAUUGAAGAAAUCACGACUACACGAGCAGUCGAGGAAUUUGUGA
Perkinsus marinus ATCC 50983 is the source of this 1047-nucleotide messenger RNA. RefSeq lists its product as hypothetical. The record is from RefSeq and is a predicted model, not a curated record. Lineage: Eukaryota; Perkinsozoa; Perkinsida; Perkinsidae. The transcript has 12 exons. Bases 1 to 1047 code for a protein of 348 amino acids.